CCCUGCCCCACCCAUCUCAUCGCAUCUCGCCAACGCUCCAAACCAAAGCAAUCACCCGAGCAAAGCGCGGGCAACGAGGCAUCGUUUCCUGUGUUUCUGCGAUCGGUGGGGGAUCCCAGUUGUACAAUGGGAGCAGCGAAGAAGCCGUCGUUCGGGACCCGGGCGUGGCGGAUGCUGCGGCUGGCGGUGCUCUGGGCGCGCAGGGGCGGCGCGGCGCAAAGCCUGCGCCUCCUCAGGACGCUCCGUCGCCACGGCCACGGCUUCGCCACCCUCGGCGGGGCGCGCGGCGACCGGCUCCGCUACGGCGAGCGCGAGUUCUCCAUCGACGAGACGCCGGCGUUCCGGUUCCGCACCCCGUCCGCGCGCGUGCUCCGCCUCAUCCCCUGCAUCGCCCCGGCCGUCCCGGACACCCCGGGGCUCUACGGCGACGACCGCUACUUCUUCUGCGCCGCCAGGGAGAGGGACGGCGACCGCGCUGCGUACUGCUACGGCGCCGACCGGGAAAGCGAGUGCGAAAACGACGAGGAGAGCUGCGCGGACGAAGAGCAGCUGCUGGAGCGCGCAAUGGCGGAGGCGUGCCGCGCGAGCACGGCCGCGGAGGAGGGCGGCGAGGACGCCGGGGUGGACGUGAAGGCGGAGGAGUUCAUUGCAAGGUUCUACGCGCAGAUGAAGCUGCAGCGCCAGAUCUCGUGGCUGCAGUACAACGAGAUGAUGGAGAGGAGCAUCAGCUAGACUGCUUCAUCCCUUGUCACUAGUGGCAGUUGAUUUUGAGCUUCAGUUCAUCGAUACACGUACAUGCACAGCACCUACAUACAGAGCUACUCACACACUGAACACGUUCUUGAAUCCGUGUCCGAUUUGGUUGUUAGGUGCUCGUUUGUUUGUGCGCUUCAGGAUGCAUGAUUAGGCGGGCACUAGAUUGAUUGGUUUCCAGGGUGUUCGCCCUUCGGUUGUACAGGACGUGCAUGGUUUAGCUCGGAAUGAUGCUUCCUCUGAUUA
Molecule: messenger RNA, 999 nt
Organism: Phragmites australis (common reed)
Lineage: Eukaryota; Viridiplantae; Streptophyta; Magnoliopsida; Poales; Poaceae
Exons: 1
Coding region: 127-732 (201 amino acids)
Source: RefSeq, a predicted model, not a curated record